AUGCCUUGUUGCCAUCGCAUCACCUCGGCGUCGUCACGUCAGCUCACCGCCGUCGCAUCACCUCGUCGAUAUCGCAUCACCUCGGCGUCAUCACGUCAGCUCGUUGAUGUCGUGUUACUUCAUCGCCGUCGCAUCACCUCGUCGCCAGUGUCACCUUCCGAUCGAGCUCUACUUCACCUCGUCGCUCACGCAUCACCUUGUCGCUAA
This is a messenger RNA of Arabis nemorensis, 207 nucleotides long. The record is from the annotation of a GenBank genome assembly. NCBI's taxonomy places the organism in Eukaryota, Viridiplantae, Streptophyta, Magnoliopsida, Brassicales, Brassicaceae.